ACUCGAAACGGAAUAACCAAGAUGGCAUGCAAUAGCAGAAUAACAUGGCCAAUCAGAUCUACCCGAUCUACCGCCACUCUUAUUCUACCUCUACGUAAAGAGGAAGAAACAAAUAAAUCGCUUUUUCAUAUUCCGUUAUUAAUUAUUUAUUUCAUUCUGUGAAGUAAUAAUUAGAAAUAAAUGGGAAAUACUGGUACAAUCGAAAAUGCCGAUAUUGUUUGAUAUAUAUUCAAUUGUUUAAUUGUGGUUAUUGGAUUUUUUUUGUUCAAUGUCUUUCUUCCUCAAUAGAUUGUCAGAGAUUUCCAACAUGCUUAACUCAGGUUCUAAGAUGAUAAAAGGAAUUCUAGUAACUUUUGUUGUGUCAGAAAUAAUAUGGCAGUGGCAUAAGAGACGUUCUCGAAAGCAAAUGAUUCCUGAAGGGACUACUUCAAAUGGCCAUGCGAUGCAGCUUUAUAACACAGAGACAGAAAUCUUUGAAGUCAUGUUCUUUUCAAAUGACUCCAAAUUCUGUCGAUCACAUCUGGCAAGCAUGAAACCAUGUGCAAAGCAGAAUUGUGCAAUACUGAACUUAAAGAAGAUUAUAAAUUAUUUGGAUUCUGCAACUGCUACUUUGGACAUAUGUAUAUAUUUCUUUACGUUCCCAGAGUUAGCAGAGGUGAUAAUAAAAGCCAAAAAGAGAAAUGUUGUGGUAAGGAUGAUAUUGGAUGAGUCCAUGGCAGCUAAUGAUACAAGUCAAAUAAUGAACUUUUACAAAGAAGGCAUUAAACCAAAAUCAAAAAAGUUAGAUAGCUUGGUGCAUCAUAAAUUUGUCAUUAUUGACAAUAACAUUUUGAUAACAGGCAGUAUAAACUGGACAAGAACAGCAUUUUUUGGAAACUUUGAGAAUGUGUUAGUGACUAAUAAAUCGGUAAUAGUUAAACCAUUUAUAAACGAGUUUGAAAAAAUAUGGACGAUGAUUAAUGCGGUAAUUACAAAAUAUGAUUCUAGAAAUUAAAAUGUACAUUAGUACUUUAUAUUGACCAAAAUUUUUUAUUUAAAUUAAGUAAGAGGAAGAAUAUUUUUUACUUUAUACUUUCACUUAUCUUUUUUUUUUAUAAUAUGUCAGAAGUCGCUUUUUACCUUUUCUUUUUUAAUAUGUCAGAAGUCAUUUAUACUUUUUCUUUUUUGGUAUGUUAGAAGUCAAGAAAUUUUGACUUGUGAUGUUUAAUUUGUGUAGUUUACAAUACAAACAUAUAAGAAAAUAUUUUAUAGUGACAUUUAAUUUUUACGAAUGCAGUUUUGCAUUUGUAGUAUUGUUACAUUUUUCUAUGAUAAAGACAUUUCCUAAUGUAGGAAAAUAAAAAUAUUUUGUAUACACAAAGUUAAAAAUAUACAAAUAUUUGUCUGACUA
Molecule: messenger RNA, 1390 nt
Organism: Solenopsis invicta (red fire ant)
Lineage: Eukaryota; Metazoa; Arthropoda; Insecta; Hymenoptera; Formicidae
Gene: zuc
Product: mitochondrial cardiolipin hydrolase
Exons: 4
Coding region: 269-994 (241 amino acids)
Biological process (GO): piRNA processing
Cellular component (GO): mitochondrion
Molecular function (GO): RNA endonuclease activity producing 5'-phosphomonoesters, hydrolytic mechanism
Source: RefSeq, a predicted model, not a curated record